Molecule: messenger RNA, 1095 nt
Organism: Rasamsonia emersonii CBS 393.64
Lineage: Eukaryota; Fungi; Ascomycota; Eurotiomycetes; Eurotiales; Trichocomaceae
Product: Aspartate-semialdehyde dehydrogenase
Exons: 3
Coding region: 1-1095 (364 amino acids)
Biological process (GO): L-threonine biosynthetic process
Molecular function (GO): aspartate-semialdehyde dehydrogenase (NADP+) activity; protein dimerization activity; NADP binding
Source: RefSeq, a predicted model, not a curated record
AUGUCGUGCCCAACGCCCAAGAAGAAGUGCGGUGUCCUGGGCGCUACGGGCUCCGUGGGCCAGCGAUUCAUCUUGCUUCUCGCAGACCAUCCUUUCCUGGUACUCCACAAAGUGGGCGCAUCUGCGCGCUCCGCUGGCAAGAAGUACAAGGAUGCUGUGAAAUGGAAGCAAGCGCGCCCAAUGUCGAAAGAGCUCAGCGAACUCAUCGUCCAGGAAUGCAAAGCUGAGAACUUCACCGACUGCGACAUUGUUUUCUCCGGGCUGGACAGUGAUGUCGCCGGCGAAGUCGAAAUGGAAUUCAUCAAGGCUGAAAUUCCAGUCUUCUCGAACGCGAAGAACUAUCGCAAACACCCGGUCGUCCCGCUGGUGGUGCCUACGGUCAAUCCCGACCACCUGGCACUGAUCCCGCAUCAGAGAAAGCACUUUGGCCUGAAGAAAGGUUUCUUGGUGUGCAACUCGAACUGCGCCGUCAUCGGCAUUGUCAUUCCAUUUGCCGCUCUUCAGGCCAAGUUUGGACCUGUGGAGGAAGUUGAAGUCUUCACGGAACAGGCCAUUUCUGGCGCCGGCUACCCUGGCGUUUCCAGCAUGGACAUCAUGGACAAUGUGAUUCCUUUCAUCUCGGGCGAAGAAGAUAAGCUCGAGAACGAGGCGCAGAAGAUUCUGGGCUCGAUAAACGCCGAUGCGACAGCAUUCGAAGAGCAAUCUGGCCUCAAGGUCGGCGCCACUUGCACGCGAGUGGGAGUUACCGACGGCCACAUGGCAUUCGUGUCGCUGCGCUUCAAGAACCGACCGCCUCCCAGUGCUGAGCAGGUGAAGCAGGCGCUGAGGGAGUACAAGUCGGAGGCCCAGAAGCUGGGUUGCCAUUCAGCGCCUGAGCAGGCAAUCGUGGUGUUUGACGAGCCCGACAGGCCGCAGCCCAGGCUAGACCGGGAUAUCUCCGGCGGCUACGCCGUCAGUGUUGGCCGCGUGCGUGAGGGACAGCCGGGAGGCUACUUUGACAUCCGGUUUGCUUGCCUCUCCCACAACACGGUCAUUGGCGCUGCAGGCUCGUCGAUUUUGAAUGCGGAGGUGGCCGUGAUCAAGGGCUAUGUUUAA